UGUCUAAGCAAACAAAACACACACACACACACACUAGUUAUAUUUUUUUCCUAUGGAGUUGCCAAGAAUUCUUUCUCAGGUAAUCUUCGUCCUUGCCGCCACGAUUUUACUGGGAUCGGAUAAAGUCGACGGCCGGCGGCAUUCCCACCGCGAAUGGGACUACUUCGAGUACUGCGCGAUAAGCUGUAGGGCCCACACUGCGUCGCUCGCGGAUUUCGGCGGCGUGGGAGAUGGAACAACGUCGAAUACUAGAGCUUUUCAGACGGCCGUCGAUCAUCUCAGUCAGUUCGAAUCGGACGGUGGAUCGAUGCUCUUCGUUCCUCCUGGGAAAUGGUUGACUGGAAGCUUUAAUCUCACCAGCCAUUUCACUCUCUUUCUCCAUCAAGAUGCUGUUCUUCUUGCUUCUCAGGAUGAAAACGAAUGGGCCGUAAUCGAACCACUGCCAUCGUACGGUCGAGGAAGGGAUACAGAAGGUGGACGAUACAUUAGUCUCAUCUUCGGCACCAACCUCACUGAUGUCAUUAUUACAGGGGAUAAUGGCACUAUUGAUGGGCAAGGUGAAACAUGGUGGAACAAAUUUCACAAGGGAGAAUUAAGUUACACUAGACCUUAUUUAAUUGAAAUAAUGUACUCUGAAAAUGUACAAAUAUCAAAUUUGACACUUGUUAACUCACCUUCAUGGAAUGUUCAUCCUGUCUAUUGCAGUAAUGUGAUCGUGCAAGGCCUCACGAUUCUGGCUCCCGUGACAUCUCCGAACACUGACGGUAUCAAUCCAGAUUCAUGUACAAACACGAGAAUCGAGGACUGCUACAUAGUCUCGGGCGACGACUGCAUCGCCGUGAAAAGCGGUUGGGACCAGUACGGUAUUUCGUUCGCGAUGCCAACUAAGCGCCUAGUCAUCCGACGCCUCACCUGCAUCUCUCCAUUCUCCGCCGUUAUAGCCUUAGGUAGCGAAAUGUCCGGUGGAAUCGAGGACGUUCGAGCCGAAGAAAUCCUGGCCAUCGAUUCGGAAUCCGGAAUCAGGAUCAAGACAGCUGUCGGGCGAGGCGGGUACGUGAAAGACAUUUACGUCAGAGGCAUGACAAUGAAGACCAUGAAGUGGGCUUUCUGGAUGACGGGUAAUUACGGGUCCCACCCGGACAAUAACUACGACCCGAACGCACUCCCUUUAAUCUCGAACAUCAAUUAUCGAGACAUGGUGGCGGAGAAUGUGACCAUGGCGGCUAAAUUGGAGGGAAUCUCGGGGGAUCCCUUCACGGGGAUUUGUAUAUCGAACGUGACGAUUGAAUUGGCGAAGAAACCGAAGAAGGUGAUUUGGAAUUGUACGGAUGUUGAAGGCGUCUCGAGUGGGGUGGUUCCUCUCCCGUGCAGCCAGCUUCCGGAAGUUUCUGCGGAGUGCAAUUUUCCGGCGGAGAGCUUGCCGAUAGAUAAUGUCGAAAUUCAGACAUGUUCUUAUUACAGAAGGAAGUAUUCUUCUUCAGACAAUGAUCAUGUGCUGAAACAUUUGUAACUUGAAAUGGCAUUAUAAGGGGGGCUUUGGUAAUAUUAAUAA
Molecule: messenger RNA, 1552 nt
Organism: Erythranthe guttata (spotted monkey flower)
Lineage: Eukaryota; Viridiplantae; Streptophyta; Magnoliopsida; Lamiales; Phrymaceae
Product: putative polygalacturonase
Biological process (GO): carbohydrate metabolic process
Molecular function (GO): polygalacturonase activity
Source: RefSeq, a predicted model, not a curated record